GCGGCGGCGGCUCGGGCUCAGGCUCGGCUCCGCGUCGGGCCGGCCCCGCGGCCGCUCAUGGGCAGCCAGGGCCGCUUGGGGUCCCCCGGGAACGGCGGGCCGGGCGAGGGCGAGAGCGGGGAGGCGAGGAAGCCGCAGGAAGGGAGGGCCGCGCGGGAGAAGCGGAGGAAGGGGAAGGGGCGAGCGGGCGCCGGGCCGGGCGGAAGAGGAAGCGGGGCGGAGGGGAAGCCGGGGCCGCGGGACGCGCAGGAGGCGGCGGGGCCGGGGGCCGCGGCGGGAGCGAGCGCAGGCCCGGGGGCGGGAGCGGGGGGCGGCGGACGCGAGGAGGAAGGAGCGGGCAGGGCCGCGAGGGGAGCGGAGAGGAGCGCAGGGCCGGGGCAGGAGGCCGAGGGAAGGGACGAUGGGCUGGAGGAGCGGAGGGCCCGGGCGGGGCAGCGCGAGGACGCCGGGCCGGGGGGCGCGCAGGGACCUGGGGGAGAGGCCGGGGGCCGCCUCGCGGGGGCCGGGGCCGGGGCGGAGGCCGAGGAGGAGGCGGCCCCGGAGCCCGCCGGCCGCCCCGCCGCGGGGCCCGCGCUCUGGCGCCUGCCCGAGGAGCUGCUGCUGCUCAUCUGCUCCUACCUGGACGCGCGCGCGCUCGGCCGCCUGGCGCAGGUGUGCCGCUGGCUGCGCCGCUUCACCGGCUGCGACCUGCUCUGGCGCCGGAUCGCGCGGGCCUCGCUCAACUCCGGCUUCACGCGGCUCGGCACCGACCUGAUGGCCAGUGUACCAGUAAAAGAACGAGUGAAGGUGUCUCAAAACUGGAGGUUGGGGCGCUGCCGAGAGAGGAUUCUGUUGAAGUGGAGAUGCAGUCAGAUGCCCUGGAUGCAGCUAGAGGGUGAUUCUCUGUACAUAUCCCAGGCUAAUUUCAUCCUGGCCUAUCAGUUCCGCCCAGAUGGUGCCAGCUUGAACCGUCGGCCCCUGGGAGUCUUUGCUGGGCAUGAUGAGGACGUUUGCCACUUUGUGUUGGCCAACUCACAUAUUAUCAGUGCAGGAGGAGAUGGAAAGAUUGGUGUUCAUAAGAUUCAUAGCACCUUCACCGUCAAGUACUCAGCUCAUGAGCAAGAGGUGAACUGUGUGGAUUGCAGAGGGGGCAUCAUUGUGAGUGGCUCCAGGGACAGAACGGCCAAGGUAUGGUCUUUGGCCUCAGGCCGGCUUGGGCAGUGCUUACACACCAUCCAGACUGAAGACCGAGUCUGGUCCAUUGCUAUCAGCCCAUUACUCAGCUCUUUUGUGACUGGAACGGCUUGUUGUGGGCACUUCUCACCCCUAAGAAUCUGGGACCUCAACAGUGGGCAGCUGAUGACACACCUGGGCAGUGACUUUCCCCCAGGGGCUGGGGUGCUGGACCUCAUGUACGAGUCCCCUUUCACGCUCCUGUCCUGUGGCUAUGACACCUACGUUCGAUACUGGGACCUCCGAGCCAGUGUCAGGAAGUGUGUCAUGGAGUGGGAGGAGCCCCACGACAGCACCCUGUACUGCUUGCAGACGGAUGGGAACCACUUGCUGGCCACAGGUUCCUCCUACUACGGGGUUGUACGCCUGUGGGACCGGCGCCAAAGGGCCUGCCUACACGCCUUCCCGCUGACGUCGACACCCCUGAGCAGUCCGGUGUAUUGCUUGCGCUUCACCACCAAGCAUCUCUAUGCAGCGCUAUCUUACAACCUUCACGUCCUGGACUUUCAAAACCCGUGACAGGCAGGGCCACCCUAGCUGUGGGCCAGGGAAGCUAGCUACUCAGGGACCUCUCUUGCUUGGAGGGUGCAGUGAUAAUGCUCCCCACCCGUGCCUGUGCUCCCAGACCUGCAACCACAGUGCUUGAGCACUUAAGCCAAAGGCUGCUGACUCCUGGGACUCAGAUUACCCAGUGGUACAGCCCCUCCCAAGAACCAGUUGGAGAGAAGAGACCUACUGCUUUGGGAGAGUGAAGCUGAACCCACUGGGCCUUGCUUUCCCAUCCGCCAGAGCAAGGAUCUGGCCUAGAGAGGCACCCCCGCCUGCACCUCACCCCUUAAAGCCAUGACAGCUUAGGUGAGGUGAGGUGCUCCGGCCUUCCCAGUGGUCCCUCUCUGCCCUUUCCCUGGAAGGAGGGUGUGGCUGCCAAUACCCCUGCUGGCACCAGCCCCCACCUCCUCAGUCAGACCCCACCUUUGGACAAGUUUUUGGGGCUGGGGACUCAUUCCUGGGGCACUAUGGCCUGGUCUCCCUUUGAAACCAAGAAAGGAUAAAGGAAACCCAGAAGUUCUGAGUGAGCUCUCAGCCAGCCCAGCCUCAGGCCAGCUGUUGAGACACGCUACAAUAUUCAUUUUUGUAAAAAUAAAGCUUAAUUGUUCAAAGA
This is a messenger RNA of Myotis myotis, 2374 nucleotides long. It is a transcript of the gene FBXW4, whose product is annotated as F-box and WD repeat domain containing 4. Lineage: Eukaryota; Metazoa; Chordata; Mammalia; Chiroptera; Vespertilionidae. The record is from RefSeq and is a predicted model, not a curated record. The transcript is spliced from 9 exons. Gene Ontology annotation, molecular function: protein binding. The coding region runs from base 58 to 1731 and encodes 557 amino acids. Gene Ontology annotation, biological process: SCF-dependent proteasomal ubiquitin-dependent protein catabolic process. Gene Ontology annotation, cellular component: SCF ubiquitin ligase complex.